Molecule: messenger RNA, 1082 nt
Organism: Thermothelomyces thermophilus ATCC 42464
Lineage: Eukaryota; Fungi; Ascomycota; Sordariomycetes; Sordariales; Chaetomiaceae
Exons: 4
Coding region: 146-1069 (307 amino acids)
Source: RefSeq, a predicted model, not a curated record
GUCAGGACCAGAGCACCUUUGCACCUCUUUCUUCCAUCGGCCAGUGGCAUAUUGCCAACAACGACUGUGAAGUUCUUUGGCAGCCUGCCAAAACUCAGGUAAAGCGGGUCAGCUUUCAGCGAUUCAACAAGACUAAGCCGCAACCAUGACCGGACAACUUCGUUGCGAACAGGGAGAAUGGAAGCCUCGAGCCUCCUUCUCGAAGAACCAAUUGAGCAAAUAUGACCGCAACGCCCAGAAGGGAAGCUCGACUCCAUCCAAGACCGGCAUUCGCUGCAUGGAGCAUUCUAGCAAGCCGGUCCUUGAAGAAAAAUGUCGGGGUCCUUGCGGCCGCUGGAGGGAGAAGCGGCUGUUCAGCAAGAGCACGGUUCGCAAGGGCGUCUACUGGUGUGUCGACUGUGUCGAUUGGCAGAUUAGAACCGAAAAUGGCGAGGCAUUGCCCCCUCCCGGAGGCCAGUUGUCGGCGGAAGAGACGAACCCCGUUCCGACUCGGGCAUCUCGCUGGAUUGAUGAUGAGUUCUCCACGAGCGACUACGCGACGUUCAGUGACGAGGAGCCCUCCUCUGCGUUUGACGCCGACUUUAAUGCUGGAAUCGACGACGACGGCUCUGAUAUGAUGUCGGCACGCCCUUCCUCCGAACAGCGUUCCUCGGCGGCUCAUGACACCAGCGAAACGGCCACAGUCUCUGGCAGCGACCGUUUGGGUGCAUUGAUUCCCCCGCGCCUCAGACACUCGCCGUCUAAGGCACCGCACUGGCUUAUCCCCGACGACAUGAAUGAGGUCCCCACCGGCUCAGUGCGUUAUUCGACCGUAACGGGUGACAGCGCUUCGGUCGGAAACAGUUCCAUGAGCACCUUGGUACGUGAAGGCCAGGGCCAAACCAUCCCGUACAAUGCCUGGGGUCCGAAUGGAGAGUAUGCCCGCAUGGUCAAGGUUCCCACGGUCGCUUCGGACACCACUCGCCGCACCCGAUCGAUUUAUCGCCCAUCCCAAGUCACUAAGCAGAGCAAGAGUGACUGGGCAAAGGUGGUAAGUGAUGCACUUCAGAGCGGGGCGUACCUAAGCUAGUACUAAACCCUCA